Molecule: messenger RNA, 2817 nt
Organism: Chlorella variabilis
Lineage: Eukaryota; Viridiplantae; Chlorophyta; Trebouxiophyceae; Chlorellales; Chlorellaceae
Exons: 7
Coding region: 1-2817 (938 amino acids)
Source: RefSeq, a predicted model, not a curated record
AUGGCCGACGAGUUGCAGGCGGGGCUCGAGGCCCAGCUCAUCGAGCUGGCAGAAGCCGUUCUCCCCGAGUUUGAGCAGCCAUUCCCAGCGGCUGCACCGCUGGACCGUGGGACUGUCCUGAUAGACAAAGUGAUGAAGUUCACCGACCUGUCGGAGCAGCUCACAGCAACGUCUGCCGAGCUGCGCAGGAGCCUGCGUCGCACGAUCCAGCAGCUGCUGGAGCUGGACCGGCGGGUGCGGCGCAGGGCGAGCCGGCGCGAGGAGGGGGCUCCCCCCGUGAUCCGCGGCGACCAGAUCACAGCCGCCAGCAUCCUCUUCACCGGCUGCAUCAUGCUGGCGCCAGAGGACUGCGCCCCCGGCGUCCAGCUGCUGCUGGGGUCGGGCACCCUGGUGCUGCAGGACCUGGCGGGCAUGCUGGAACAGGGGCACGCCUUUACGGAGAAUGCGCUGACAAGCCUGGUCUACACGCCGCGCUUCCAGGUGGCGGCGAUGCACACCCUGCUGGGCCUCACCCGGCUUGCGGGCGGCGAGGCCCUGGCGAGGGUGGUGGCAGGCUGCGCGCCGCCGGUGCAGCUGGUGGCCUGGAUGGACCAGGUGGUGCAGUCGGCCGCUUUGCUGGAGCAGGCAAUGGGGAGGCCCACAGGCUACCUGCACGCGCGUGUGGUAGUGCCGCUGGCAGAAUGCCUUUGGUUCAUGCACAGGAGCGGGCCCGCCUUUGGUGCACACUUUGAAGAGCUGCAGCAGCUGCAGCUGCAGCAGCCGCAGCAGCAGGAGCAGCAGAGUAUGCGCCGCAAGCUGCUGCUGCUGUUGCUGCCGGCCCUCGCCUCGACAGCGGUGGCGCUGCAGCUGCCGGAGGAGCGUCGCCCGGCUGGAUCCAGCUGGGUGCAGGCUGCCAGCCUGGCGUUUGUGGUGGCCCAUCCAGCGCUGAGGAUUGCCAGGGACAUGCUGGCCGCUGAGGUCCAGCUCGGCUUUGCCACAGGCACCAGCAUCGUGCGGCUGCUGCGGGCUGCGGCGCUGCUGAUGCAGCACGUACCGCUGGAUGAGCUGGCGGCGGAGGAUCCGCAGCGCCUGCCACAGCGUGACGACUUCUGGGUUGCGUGUGCCAUGGCGCGGCUGCUGGCAGCUGCCGCAUACUUGCAGCAUUUCGUCACGGACAGCACACCUGGAGACGUGCAGCAGCAGCGGAAGCAGGCGGCGCUGCUGCUGCCGCUGAUUCCGCCCCUGAGCCGGCUGCUGGGUGCAACGGCUGCGGCUGUGCAGGCAGGCGCUCUCAGCCGGCGCCAGCUUUCCACCAUGUGCAGCUAUGUGCGGGAUUGCCUGCGGCUGCUGCCGCUGGUGGCAGAGGCGGUGCGCCUGCAGCGGCAUGGGGCGCAGGUGGCGGCUGAUGAGCUGGAUGGCGAUCCAGCUCUGCUGGCAAAAUACCUGUGCCGCCUCGCCCACUACGUGGGGUCCACCUGUGUGGGCACAAUGCUGCGCCCUGAGCCGGAGCAGGAGGCCGCCCUGGCAGCCAUGGCGGCCGAUGGAGGGCAGGAGGCUGGCGGCAGCCUGGCGGCGCUGCACUCUGCAGUGGGGCAGCUGCAUGCGGCAGGCUGCCGCAUGGCGCACUGGUGUGCGGCGGGCAGGGCCGUGCUGCUGCCAGAUAUGCUGGGCCCGCUACAGAGAUGGCACCUGGCCAUUUUCCCAGCCAUGACGGCACUGCAGCUGCAGCUGAGGGCCUGCGGCGUGGUGCCGCACCAAGCCGACGUCAGCCUGGGCAAUUACGACAUCAUGGCGCCGCUGCCCGACCCCACCACGCAGCCACCGCGCGUACCACCAAGCAGGUGGCUGCAGGCGCUCUGCGCCACGACCUGGCAGGCCUUCCAGUGUGGGGCCGCCGACUGGCCUCCCACGGAUCGGGAUCAGUACCAUCUUCUUGCGCUACUGGCUGAGUGGGCCCCGGCCGCUGUGGCCACCAGCACCGAGCUGCAGGGCAGGCUGGCUAAGGCGGUGCAGACGGAGAUGGGGGUGGGAAGGCCAUUUGAGGGGCAGGACGACAUGGAGGCCAUCUUUUACGCAGGCUCCGAGCUGCUUCAGGUGGCGGAGCGGUCGCCCGUAGCGACCGCCCUGCUGCUGGGCGGCGAUGAUGUGACUGCCGACGUCGUCACGGCGAGUAUGGUGGGCCUCGCCCUCGACGCAAGCGUCCUCAAAGCGGUGGACCGCAUUGUGGGCCACAUCCUGCGGGCUGCAGGAGGGAUGGUGGCUGCGGCGCAGGCAGAGGCUGCGGCGGCAGCUUCGUGCCCCGGCACGGCCGUGGGUACUAGCGGCGAGCUGCUGACGGCGUUGGGGGAGGGCAUGGCGGCGUUGGAGGCAGUGCUUUACCCGUCUGGUGGGCGGACCGUGGCUCUGGCUGCGCUCGUGCAGCAAGCGAUGGCUGCAGCAGAUGGCGCGUUGCGGCAGCAGGCAGAGGCGGAGGAGGCGCUGCGGCAGCACCUGCUGGACAAUGAGCUGCUGGCAGCACGGCGGCUGGCGGCAGCGCUGCUGCGCUGGUGGCGGCGGCCGCAGCAGGAGGAGGCAGACCGGCUGGAGCUGGCGCAGGCGGCGGCCACCCGCAGCUGCGCCUACCUUGCCUGCGCCAACCUGGGCGCCGAGGGUGGCGCAGGGGCUGGGGAGGGCGUGGGAAGCAAGCGGUGCAGCGGGUGCCGGGCGGUGUGGUACUGCGGCACUGCCUGCUCCCAUGCCGACUGGCGGGCGGGGGGGCACCGCCGGGUGUGCAAGGCGCUGGCUGCGGCGCGGCAGGCGGCGCGGCAGCAGCGCCAGGAAAGGGCGGGGCCCCCCUGA